AUGGCCAUGCUUCCGCUUAACGCAGAUGGCCGGCUUUAUCAUCUUGGUCUGAAGCGUGGAGAACUGGCCCCACGCAUACUUACUGUUGGCGACUACGGGCGCGCAGAGCGCAUUGCAAAGGAGUCGUUAAAGAACAUUGUUUUCCAGCACACUUCCGACCGCGGAUUUUCAACAUGGACAGGCUAUUUUGAUGGCGAGCUUGUCUCCAUUGUGUCCAUUGGGAUGGGAUUACCUAUGAUGGACUUCAUGCUGCGCGAAGCACGAACGAUAGUCGACGGUCCGAUGGCUGUAAUCAGAUUCGGUACAUGUGGCUCAUUAAAUGCUGAGGAUGAAAUCGGCUCCAUUUGUGUGUCCACGGCUUCCUGUCUUGUCUCCCGAAAUCCAAAUUAUUUCAUUGCAAAGCGUUCAUCGGCCUCCUCAAAGACCACCACGCCAUAUGCCGUAUCUGAGCUGGAACAGUCAGACACUUCGCUUACCAGCCUUUUACUUUCCUCGCUUUCGGAGGAGAAAGAGGUUGUUGCUGUCUCUGGAAUCAAUGCCACCGCUGAUUCAUUCUACUCUUCGCAAGGACGGCGUGUGGGGGAUCCCGCCUCGAACACAUUGUAUUUUGUGGAUGAAAACGAGGAACUCAUCGAUUCUCUGACCCGCUCCACUCACCCUGUACGGACGCUGGAAAUGGAAACCUUCCAGCUUCUUCACUUGGCAAACUGCGCAUCGACAACCAAAAUCCAUGCAACUGCCAUGGUAAUGAUUGUAGCAAAUCGCCCAAAGAAUCUCUUUGCAUUCUCCGACGAGCGCAAGGAGCUUUUGGAGCGUAUCGCAGGCCGUUGCGCUUUACAAGCCCUCUCUAAACAAUCCCUUCUUUAA
Molecule: messenger RNA, 867 nt
Organism: Mitosporidium daphniae
Lineage: Eukaryota; Fungi; Microsporidia
Product: uridine phosphorylase
Exons: 1
Coding region: 1-867 (288 amino acids)
Biological process (GO): uridine catabolic process
Cellular component (GO): cytosol
Molecular function (GO): uridine phosphorylase activity
Source: RefSeq, a predicted model, not a curated record